GUACCUUCUCUCCCGGUGUGAAUUGUCUCAGCCUGGCACCUCUGUUGUACAGCCGCUGCUGACGCUCCUGGGCCUGGAGCAAAUUCUCACGUGACAACUGACCCAGUGUGUGGAGCUUUGCUCGCAGGUCCAGGACGUGUUGGAUCUCGUUUUUACUGGUGCUCGGCCCCUCCUCCCAGUUUUCUGUAAUGAGGUCGAGCACCCCCCGUGGAGUCCUGCCGAACAAAAGUUCAAAGGGAGAAAAUCCCGUGGAGGCCUGGGGAACCUCCCGUACUGCAAACAACAGAGCGUCAAGCCAUUUAUCCCAAUUUAUCCCAGCCUCAGAUACACAAACACAUAUCAUCAGCUGGACUGAUUACCAAUCAGAUUAGCAAUCAGUCCAGCUGAUGACAAUCAGACACCGUUCCCUGAACCACACCCCCGCUCCACCCACUCAGCAGCCGAGCCUAAACACCCCCGCUGCCACAGUAGUGUAUGUUCAUUUUGGGGGCUUGCAGAUGCAUUGAAUUUGAUUUAAUAUAAUAACAUUUGGGUUUCCGCAUAUCGACUGUGUGUUUUUCUUUUACGACCAUUUGAGCAGAGUUAACACCAGAAUUCGCAGAUCCGCCCAUUCCCUUUUUUUUUUAGCAUAUUGUACCUUUUCCCCUUGAUUGUGUUGCUAAGGGCGAAUUGUUACAACAUAACCAAAAGAAUGACAACAAUUAGUUUAGAUGAAAUACCGAUCGCGUUUUCAGCCUAUAUACGUUGUUUUCUAAAUGUUUGAAUGUGGAGUACGUGUGAUCGAAUACAAUAUUGUUGACAACACCAAAAAGCGACAUAAAAAAGCUCCCCUUAUACUGGAGCUGCGAGCGUGGAGUGGCACUAUAUGACAUUGCGUAAUCACAGCCAGAAAGCAGGUCGAAGUACAUCCGCCCCGGAGCGGGCGGCUCCAGAAUCCUACAUAGCGGAGUUAUUUCCCCACAGACCUCCGAUGACAAUAGCGGAGGCGCAAAUCGCCAUAUUAAAAGUCAUUGUAGCGGCACAAUUUUUUUCAAGCUGUUAUUUUAAGGUACAAAAGUUACAUAGUGUUGCUUUAAGUAAUCAUUCAAGGGGAUUUAUUCUUGAGUGGGCGGGUUCUUGGGCCGUCUGUUACCUCGCUUCGUAUAGUUUGGUCCUCACCGCGACCCUUAGUGCACGUGACGAUCAGCUGACUCCAACCGGAAGCUUUGAGGACGCAGGCUACGAACAUACACAUUUUCAUACACAAAGCUGGACUUUUUGUAGUUAUUUACGAUUGAUAAUAAUGGAGUCGACCCUGGAACAGCAUCUCGAUGACACCAUGAAAAAUCCAGCAGUUGUCGGAGUGCUGUGCACGGAUCAACAAGGACACAAUCUGGGCUGUCGUGGCUCCCUGUCUGAUGAACAUGGCGGUGUUAUCUCCGUUUUGGCCAAACAAGCAGCAGCUCUCGUCAAAGACCCAACGGAUAGUCCCACAGUGUGUUUGGAGUGUGAGUCGGGAACCAUUCUGGUGAGGAGUCAUGGGACCAUCACAGUAGCAGUUCACAAGAUAUCUUCCUGAAGACGACUUGUAUAUGUAAAGAAAAGUACAUGAAGGCACACGCGUGUAUUCAGACCAUCUGGUUCAACUGUAUCAAAGAUCUUCAGUUUGCAAGAGUGAUCUGGAAUGUCCACAUGUGUGUUUUGUUUUCUGCAUGUCCCAUACAAGAACAUGCUUGCCGUGAGAUUCCCUUCUUAUUAAUAUGUAUAGCUGUCUGUAACGCAUAACAAGGCCCGUCAACAUCUUUUUACAACUAUGUUCAUACUUUGUGUGUGUUUUUGUUAUCAACCAUAUUGUUCAAGCCACGAUGAAAACAAACGCCGCUUAAUAAACUUCAACUUGAUUGUU
Molecule: messenger RNA, 1885 nt
Organism: Pseudoliparis swirei
Lineage: Eukaryota; Metazoa; Chordata; Actinopteri; Perciformes; Liparidae
Gene: lamtor5
Product: late endosomal/lysosomal adaptor, MAPK and MTOR activator 5
Exons: 4
Coding region: 866-1558 (230 amino acids)
Biological process (GO): cellular response to amino acid stimulus; positive regulation of TORC1 signaling
Cellular component (GO): lysosome; Ragulator complex; cytoplasm
Molecular function (GO): guanyl-nucleotide exchange factor activity
Source: RefSeq, a predicted model, not a curated record